AGCACAGGGUCAAUGUUUUUAUACCAAUGCAUUUGAAGAAUGGUUUGACUCCCCUAGUUAGAGCAUGACAUAAAACCUUAACUUAUAACAGUGCCUUGGGUUUCAUUGUGAAGAUGAAUGGUUUGAUGCUUGAUGAGAACAAUGAAAACRUAAAAGAUGACAAAAAGAAAAGAAAAGCAAGACGUAAAGCACUGGGACUGGCGUACACAAUCGAUGAAAACCCCCCCUGGUAUAUCUGCUUAAUGCUUGGAUUCCAGCAUUAUUUGAUGAUGAUAGGAGGGACCAUAUCAAUCCCCAUGAUCCUUAGCGGACCGAUGUGUUUUGCUGACAAGCCGUUGGUUAUAGCAGAAGUCCUAAACACUGUAUUAUUCUGCUCAGGAAUUGUAACUCUCCUGCAGACUACAUUUGGAGUCAGAUUGCCUAUAUUGCAAGGUGGAACGUUUGCGUUCAUGGCUCCCACUUUUGCGAUUCUUUCUCUUCCAAAGUUCCAAUGUCCGGUUUCAGGAAUUACUAACUCCACCAAUAAUGUCAGCUCAACUCCACAUGAUGAUGGCGAGAUCUGGAAAAUAAGAAUGAGAGAGGUAAUUUAUAGCGCAAAUACAAUUUACAGAAACCAUUGGGGGAUUUCUUUUUUGACGAUUGCUUUGAUUGCACUGUUUUCAAUGUUCCUUCAAAACAUCAAAACACCUUUUCCUAGUUGGAAUAAAAGUAAAGGAUGGUACAUCGCCCGCUUUCCUUUCUUUAGACUAUUUCCGGUUAUAAUAGCAAUUAUAAUCGCUUGGAUUGUAUGCGGAAUUGUCACGGCUGCUGGAGGUUUCCCGGAUAAUCCUGCAAAACCUGGUUACCUGGCUCGUACGGAUGCAAGGACUAUAGUGUUAAAAGAAGCCAAAUGGUUUAGAUUUCCGUAUCCAGGUCAAUGGGGUCUUCCUACCGUUAGUGCUGCUGGUGUGUUCGGCAUGGUUGCUGGUGUUCUAGCAUCUAUCAUUGAAUCUGUUGGUGAUUAUUACGCAUGUGCAAGGCUUUCGGGUGCGCCUCCCCCUCCAAAACAUGCCAUUAACCGGGGUAUUGGUAUAGAGGGUAUUGGUUGCUUUAUCACUGGUAUUUGGGGUUCUGGUAACGGAACAACAUCUUAUAGUGAGAAUAUUGGAGCUAUUAGCAUUACUAAGUUCUAUACAGACACUAAAGCAGAUGAUGCUGACACAGAAAUAAAGUACGCAUCGUUCCGUAUCUACGACCUGCCAUUUGGUUUAAAUCGUCUCAGUUCGUUUAAAUUCGCCAAGUAUGUACCAUGUCUACCUUACUACCCAGAAAACGGACUAAAAUCAGCUGAAGAAUCCGUGAAAAUGACGCCCAAUCAAGAAGAACAAGACCCGCCGGCUGAUUGAUAGAAAUUCUUGGACAGUUUGAGAUAUGAAAUGUCAGUGUUCUGAUAAAGCCAAGAUUUUAUACUUUUGCCUAUAUUUUGUUUUUAGACAGACAGUCAAAACAGUCAAAUAUGAACUUGAACUUGUUACUCUAAUAUUAUGCCUACAUAAAAUAUUCGAUUCUGAUUGGCUAAAAGAACUGCCAAUCAUUUCUUAAUUCGUGAAUUAAUUAAUAGUACGCGAAUCUCUUGCUUUGCACUCGUGGUAUUAAUAUCCCUUUAUCAAAUACGCACGGUAUUUUUCAUUAAUUUUUCUUGAACGGUGGUAUUUCCUAUGCAAAACUCAUUGACUCGUUUUUUAAAAAAGUAGUACAUUUGAUUUUGAAGCAAAAUUAAUUUGCAACAUUGAAUUAUUGCCUUURAUAAAAAUAAUAAUUAUGGUUAUUAUGGUUAUAGAUAAAACAGGUUCGUCUUGUUCUGUUAGCCAAUAAAACGAGCGUGGAGAGCAAAC
Messenger RNA from Exaiptasia diaphana, 1874 nucleotides. Its product is annotated as solute carrier family 23 member 2. Gene Ontology annotation, biological process: transmembrane transport. Gene Ontology annotation, molecular function: transmembrane transporter activity. The transcript is spliced from 11 exons. Lineage: Eukaryota; Metazoa; Cnidaria; Anthozoa; Actiniaria; Aiptasiidae. Gene Ontology annotation, cellular component: membrane. The coding region runs from base 114 to 1385 and encodes 423 amino acids. The record is from RefSeq and is a predicted model, not a curated record.